Macrobrachium nipponense is the source of this 2118-nucleotide messenger RNA. Its product is annotated as NPC intracellular cholesterol transporter 2 homolog a-like. The record is from RefSeq and is a predicted model, not a curated record. The coding region runs from base 79 to 534 and encodes 151 amino acids. The transcript has 4 exons. Gene Ontology annotation, molecular function: sterol binding. NCBI's taxonomy places the organism in Eukaryota, Metazoa, Arthropoda, Malacostraca, Decapoda, Palaemonidae. Gene Ontology annotation, biological process: intracellular cholesterol transport.
UAUCGGGCCACUCGGUCCGCAGGUUUAUGACGACGCGAUCCGGCCCUCCGAAAACAGUCGUGUUUACGCUUUGCCACAAUGAACACCUACGCCAUUGUUAUCCUCCUCUUCGCCACCUUCGUGGCCACUUCUUCGGCUGUCAGGAUCCAAAACUGUGGUGGAACGGCACAUGUAAAUCUAAACGACAUCCAGAUCACAGGCUGCAAGCCGAACAUCAGGAGAUGUAUCUUUAUCAGGGGACAGGAUGCCGAUAUGUCUCUACCUUUCACAACUGAUGUCCAGGUUACUGCUGUGACGGCGAAGGUGACUGGAAUUGUCUCUUUCAUUCCCAUUCCGUUCAAUUUGCCUAACAGCAAUGGCUGUGUCAACUCUGGUCUGCAGUGCCCUCUUGAACCUCAGCAACCCCAGACCUACUCUGCUUCCCUCCCAGUCCUGAAGAGCUACCCAUCGAUUCCAGUUGUAGUGCAGUGGGAACUGCUGGACCAGAACAACAACAAGUUGGUCUGCAUCAAAUUCCCAGUACAGCUGAAGUGAUAAGGCAACACAACAGCAUUAGUUUUAAAGGAACUGUACUCAAAAUUUUAUUACCAUUUUUUUUCUUUCAUUAUGUAAACAGCAUUAUUACAUGAGCCUUUUGUUUUGGGUGAUUUAAUAUGUUCACUUGUCCUACUAUAUAAUGUCAGGUUUUUCAAUCUUAUUUAUUAUGACUUCAUUGCUCUCUGAUGCAAAAUACACUUACAGAUAUUUUGCUUAUAGUACUAGUGAAACCAGUUUCCAGUGCAGUAUAUGCAUGUUGGUUGCUGUAUUACAGAUAAAUAUACACAAGCAUUUAUUUGAAAAGCAGAUACGUACAUAGUAGUGUGCAUACAUAUACUUACUGUUUUACCACAAGUAUUUAUGAGAGAAAAAAAACACAUUCUUGUAUAUAUACACAUGAUAAUCAUACCAUGGAACCACAAAUAUUUAUGGGAAAUGGUCUAGUACAAACCAUGAUAAUUGCCAUACAAGACAAUCAAGAGGAGUAUGCCCAUAAUUUACAUAAAGAUACCUUACCUAUUUGUCAUUUUAUUAGUCAAUACAGCAGUCAGAAUUAGGAGGUCUUGGUUGCAAUAAGUAGUUAAAUUUGUCAAAAUUUUCACUGUUAUAGAUUAUUUAAAUUUUGUGUAUUUAUGUUGUCAUAGACUAUUUAAAUUCAGUGCCUUUACAAAUGGUUACGUAUGAUAACUGGAGCUCAUAAUUGAGUGACUCUUAACAACUUGGGCACUGAUUCUGUGGAAUUGUUUUCAAGUACAUCAGGUGGCUGUAAGAUGUGUUGCUAACUGAAGUAAUACAUUUUGCUCAUAACAGAAAAAUUCCCCAUGCAUAGGAUUACAUCCCUUCAAACACCGCUUAGCUGAAAAGUUAAUGUCUUCCACAAAUUACACAUCUUUCAUUCCAUGGUGAAGCAUUUCUAAUAAAUACCGUCCUUGCACAAAAUCUUAAAAUUAAUUCCAUAACAACAAUCAUUUUUAUGCAUAUGACUGUAAAAUUUAUUUAUUAUACUAACUACUACAGUAUUAAGUUAAGCAUCAUAAACUCUGUAUCCCCUUGAAGACAAAGGACAUCACUUUAUUAGAUUUCAGUAGUAUUUGGUUCUUAUAUUUUCAGUCAAAUGUUAUGGAGAUUGUUUAAAAAUAAAUUUCAGCUGGACAUUAAGGAAGAAAGUACUCCAGAUGCUAGACAUUCUUCUUUGGCUUGCAUAUUUUCAAAUAUAUGUUGUACCUUUUUUUAAUUCAAUAUUGGUCUACACUCAUGUUCAUACAAUCUACAUACAAGCAAUGAGAAGCACACCAUGCAUAUCAUAAAAAAUUUUCAUUUGGCACAUGUGAAACAAAUACCUCUUCAUUGUUUCCAAGUUAUUUAAGGCUUAAACAAUUAUAAAGUAAUAAUAGAAAACUGUUUACCAAAAAGGGCAAUUACAAUAACUGCUUUAUGUUGUCUUAAGGGAAAAACAACUUUUAAAAAAAAUUAUAUUUAAGGAUUUGAAAUGUCAGAAUAGUAAAAUUUUCGUUUGUGCAUUUUUGUUAUCCCUUAAUUCUCUUUCUUAAGAAUAUUUAUGGAAAUAAAUGUUUGUAUUUU